AUGAUUGUGAUGCUGAUGGUCGUGGUAUUAGUUAUAAUGAUGUUGAUGAUGAUGGUCAUUGUGGUAGUGAUGGUGGCGGUGAUGUUCGUGGUGAUGGUAAUGGUGAUGCUGGUUGUUGUGAUGGUGGUGCUGCUGAUGAUGGUGUUUAUGAUUGUGGUCGUUUUGAUGCUAGUGGUGGUGUUGGUUGAUUUGGUGGUGGUGAUUGUGGUUGUUGUUAUGAUGGUGGUAUUGAUGGUUGUGGUUUUGGUGGUGGUGAUGGUAUUGGUGACCGGUGGUGGUGAUAAUGGUUGUGAUGGUGGCUGUGGAGGUAGUGAUGAUGGUGGAGGUAAUGGGGGUGGUGAUGGUGAUAUAAGUGGUGAUAGUGGUGGGUUAGUGACUGUGUCGGUGCUUAUGAUGGUGGAGGUGAUAAUGUUGGUGAUAUUGAUGGUGAUUACGAUGGUGGUGGUGAUGAUGUUGGUGAUGGUGAUAUUGGUUGUGAUGGCGGUUAAUUGGUGA
This is a messenger RNA of Dreissena polymorpha, 495 nucleotides long. RefSeq lists its product as uncharacterized. Lineage: Eukaryota; Metazoa; Mollusca; Bivalvia; Myida; Dreissenidae. Bases 1 to 495 code for a protein of 164 amino acids. The record is from RefSeq and is a predicted model, not a curated record. The transcript is spliced from 2 exons.